AUGUGCGGUGAUAACAAGAAUAAAUAUGUAGAGACGUGCAUAAUCGGGGGAGCUUCCUCCAGCUUAGUUGUGAAAUUUGCGGACACAGAGAAGGAAAGACAACUCAGGCGCAUGCAACAGAUGGCCGGCAACAUGAGUCUGCUGAAUCCGUUCGUGUUUAAUCAAUUCGGAACCUAUGGCACCUAUGCCCAAGUUAUUACCGAACAGCAACAAGCUGCACUGAUGGUGGCGGCGACUGCGCAGGGCUACAUCAGUCCGAUGACUGCGCUAGCGUCGCACGCGCUCAACGGGAUGGCCAACUCAGUGGUCCCGCCUACGUCUGAGAACUUCACGGGCCUGGCGAUAGGUACAGGUGGAGGGCAGCCCCUGAAUGGCGCUUUGCCUUCGCUGCCGUCUCCGACCAUGCCUGGCUUCAACAUGGCAGCGCAGACGGCUAAUGGCCAGCCACCACCGCAGGAAGCUGUCUACACCAAUGGUAUACAUCAAACUUUUACUGGACCGGUUCCAGUAACAGCCCAAGGUCUACCAAACGGUGAGGCUGCAGCGCUGCAACAUGCAGCGUACCCCGGUAUGCAGCCAUUCCCUGGAGUCGCUUACCCAGCGGUUUACGGACAGUUUCCGCAGCCCAUACCACCCCCGAUGUCGACCAUUGCCCCGGCGCAAAGAGAAGAUUUUCUUAUGUUCCCAGGCUGCUCGAUCUCAGGCCCUGAGGGGUGCAACCUCUUCAUCUACCACCUCCCUCAGGAGUUUGGUGACGCGGAGCUAAUGCAGAUGUUUAUGCCCUUCGGGAACGUGAUUAGCAGCAAGGUGUUUAUAGAUCGCGCUACUAACCAAAGCAAAUGUUUUGGAUUCGUGUCAUUUGACAACCCUGCAUCAGCCCAGGCGGCGAUUCAGGCAAUGAAUGGCUUCCAAAUCGGCAUGAAACGGCUAAAGGUCCAGCUUAAGAGGCCCAAAGACGCCAAUAGGCCCUACUAA
Messenger RNA from Pieris macdunnoughi, 975 nucleotides. Lineage: Eukaryota; Metazoa; Arthropoda; Insecta; Lepidoptera; Pieridae. The record is from the annotation of a GenBank genome assembly.